AUGAAUACUAAUUCAACUUCAAGGAACCUUCUAACACUGGAAACAUUGGGCUUAUCAAGCAAACAUGUCUAUCCAGCAUUUGUAUUUGGAACAUUUACCUAUUUAAUUAUUGUGUUUUGCAAUUUAUUGGUAUUGACAGCCAUUGCUAUGAAUAAGAAGCUGCAUAAGCCCAUGUUUAUCCUGCUGUUCAACUUGCCCAUCAGUGACAUGGUGGGUGCCACAGCUUUUUUCCCUCAUCUCCUUUUUAGCAUGGUGACAGAGAACCGGCUGAUUUCCCACCCUGCCUGUAUUAUUCAGGCUUUUCUGAUUCAUGUUUAUGGCACAGGAAAUCUGCUGAUCUUGAGUGUCAUGGCUUAUGACAGAUAUAUCGCUAUAUGUUUUCCACUCAGAUAUACAACCAUUAUGAAUUCACAUAAUUUAAUGAAAAUGAUUAUAAUAAUAUGGUUUCUAAAUUUGUCAAUGAUGGUUACGUUAUUUACGCUGCUCGCACGUUUUAAAACUUGCAGGACAAACAUUGUGGAUUUAUACUGCAACAAUCAAUCGUUAGUGAAAUUAAUCUGUGAGGACACCAGCGUGAACAACUACUACGGAUUAGCAACUAUAGUUGUGCUCAUGGGAGGCCCAUUGUUAGUGAUUGUGUACACAUAUGCACAGAUCUUGCGCGUGUGUGUCAUUACUAAUCAUACAGACGCCCGGCGAAAAGCCAUUCAGACAUGUGGUACGCAUUUAGUUGUUUUCUUAAUCUUACAAAUCAACACCAGCUUUACGUUCAUCACUCACCGCAUUGCGAGUGCGUCCCCUGCUCUGAGAAGGGCGUUUGGUGUGUCUGUUCUGAUUUUCCCCCCGUUUUUGGACCCAAUUAUAUAUGGACUGAAAACUAAAGAACUAAAGCGAUGCAUAGUAACGUUCCUAAAAAGAAAUGUGGGUGUAACAAUGUAG
Messenger RNA from Archocentrus centrarchus (flier cichlid), 939 nucleotides. Its product is annotated as olfactory receptor 1M1-like. The transcript has a single exon. NCBI's taxonomy places the organism in Eukaryota, Metazoa, Chordata, Actinopteri, Cichliformes, Cichlidae. Gene Ontology annotation, molecular function: G protein-coupled receptor activity; odorant binding; olfactory receptor activity. Gene Ontology annotation, cellular component: membrane. Gene Ontology annotation, biological process: G protein-coupled receptor signaling pathway; detection of chemical stimulus involved in sensory perception of smell. Bases 1 to 939 code for a protein of 312 amino acids. The record is from RefSeq and is a predicted model, not a curated record.